Messenger RNA from Chroicocephalus ridibundus (black-headed gull), 1311 nucleotides. RefSeq names its product charged multivesicular body protein 5 (gene CHMP5). The transcript is spliced from 8 exons. Gene Ontology annotation, biological process: late endosome to vacuole transport via multivesicular body sorting pathway; vesicle budding from membrane. The record is from RefSeq and is a predicted model, not a curated record. Bases 95 to 754 code for a protein of 219 amino acids. Lineage: Eukaryota; Metazoa; Chordata; Aves; Charadriiformes; Laridae. Gene Ontology annotation, cellular component: multivesicular body.
GGCGGCUGGUGGGGCGGGGCCGGGCCUGUUGUUGGGCUUCCGGGUCGGCGGGGAUUGUUGCCGAGACCGACACCGAGACCGAGGCACCGCCGCCAUGAACCGCUUCUUCGGCAAAGCGAAGCCGAAGGCGCCUCCGCCCAGCCUCACCGACUGCAUCGGGACGGUGGAUAGCAGAGCUGAGUCAAUUGACAAGAAAAUUGCUAGGCUCGAUGCAGAGCUAGUGAAGUAUAAGGAUCAAAUGAAGAAGAUGAGAGAGGGGCCUGCAAAGAAUACAGUAAAGCAGAAGGCAUUGAGAGUGUUGAAGCAGAAGCGAAUGUAUGAACAACAGCGGGAUAAUCUGUCACAGCAGUCUUUUAAUAUGGAACAAGCUAAUUACACUAUUCAGGCACUGAAGGAUACAAAGACAACGGUUGAUGCAAUGAAACUGGGAGUGAAAGAAAUGAAGAAAGCUUACAAGCAAGUCAAAAUUGAUCAAAUUGAGGACAUACAAGAUCAGUUAGAGGAUAUGAUGGAAGAAGCCAAUGAAGUCCAGGAAGCGCUGAGUCGUAGCUAUGGAACACCAGAGAUUGAUGAAGAUGACUUGGAAGCAGAACUGGAUGCGUUAGGUGAUGAGCUUUUAGCCGAUGAGGACAACUCCUACUUAGAUGAAGCUGCAUCUGCUCCAGCAAUCCCAGAGGUCACUCCUACUGACACGAAAAACAAAGAUGGUGUAUUGGUGGAUGAAUUUGGAUUGCCAAAGAUCCCUGCAACAUAAAUGUUUCAAAAGCACAAUGGAUAUAAUGAACUAUAAAAAUCAAAUUAAGAAAUUUUUUUUCUUUUUUUUUUAAAUCCUGGAGACCUUGUCCUUCCAGUGUAACUUUAAUAUCACUACAUCCUAGAACGCAAUACGAAUGGCUGGUGGUGUUCUUUCGAGGAAAGCUGUUCUACUACUGACUACUACUACUAUUAAUGGAAAAUUCAGCACAACUCCCUUCGGCGGAAGCAGCCCGUCCUGUAGCUUCCGUUUCCCGUUGUCAUGGACGAAGCGAUGCGUGAAGAGUAGUGGGGCUGUUGGUAGCUGAGGUUUAUUUUGACUUUGUAUGACGUUUCUCUUUCUUGAAACCCAGACCGCUGGUCGCCGCUUGCUCUCGGUAAAACGCCUCCUGGCUGCGGGGCUUCUUUCGUAAAAAGGAUCCAGCGCCAUUUUUAAACGACCGCGGUCCAGAGACUUUGAUGCUCUUGUGCUUGUAACCUUUCUGAACGCUGUCAUAAAUAGGGUCGUCGUCAACUGUAUGUAUUCUGUGGAGACAUAAAAUCACGUAGAUGAGCUCA